This is a messenger RNA of Zalophus californianus (California sea lion), 1219 nucleotides long. It is a transcript of the gene OSER1, whose product is annotated as oxidative stress responsive serine rich 1. Gene Ontology annotation, biological process: cellular response to hydrogen peroxide. The record is from RefSeq and is a predicted model, not a curated record. Lineage: Eukaryota; Metazoa; Chordata; Mammalia; Carnivora; Otariidae. The coding region runs from base 201 to 1079 and encodes 292 amino acids. The transcript is spliced from 4 exons.
GGGCGGGGCGCGUGGCUGAGUGACGCAGGCGCAGUGCGACUUCGGAGGCGCGGGCUGACCCCUUCGCGGGUUUGGAUCCGGGUCAGUCAGGCGCUGCGAUCCGGGAGAGACGACCUGAACUGACGGGACUGGAUUCCCGGAGCGCCCCAGCUGCGAGGAGUAUUAACGGCAACAUCCAUAGUAGUGUAAAAACUUUCACAAUGAAAUCUGAAGCCAAGGAUGGAGAAGAGGAGAGUCUACAAACUGCUUUCAAGAAAUUAAGAGUGGAUGCAUCAGGGUCCAUAGCAUCUCUGUCUGUUGGAGAAGGCACAAAUGUCAGAGCAUCAGUCAGAACAUCAGCAGAUGAUACCAAACCGAAAACCUCAUGUGCACCUAAAGACAGUUGGCAUGGGUCUACAAGGAAGUCUUCACGAGGAGCAGUAAGAACCCAGCGUCGUCGACGUUCUAAGUCUCCUGUCCUUCAUCCUCCAAAGUUUAUACAUUGCAGUACAAUAGCUUCUUCUUCCAGCAGCCAGCUCAAGCACAAAAGCCAGACUGACUCCCCUGAUAGCAGCAGUGGGCUGGGAAUUUCCACCCCUAAAGAGUUCACUGCAGGAGAAUGCUCUACUUCUCUCGAUACUAAUCCCACAGGGGCAGUCGUUGAGCCUUUGAGAACUUCGGUUCCCAGGCUCCCAUCAGAGAGUAAGAAGGAAGACUCCUCUGAUGCUACCCAAGUCUCCCAAGCAAGUCUCAAGGCCAAUGAUCUCUCUGACUUUCGAUCCGUUUCCAAGCUAAACCAGGGCAAGCCAUGUGCAUGCAUAGGCAAGGAGUGCCAGUGUAAGAGAUGGCAUGAUAUGGAAGUGUAUUCCUUUUCAGGCCUGCAGAGUGUCCCUCCCUUGGCCCCAGAACGAAGAUCCAUGCUUGAGGACUAUUCUCAGUCGCUCCACACCAGAACUCUGUCUGGCUCCCCCCGCUCCUGUUCUGAGCAAGCUCGAGUCUAUGUGGAUGAUGUGACCAUUGAGGACCUGUCAGGCUACAUGGAAUAUUACUUGUAUAUUCCCAAGAAAAUGUCCCACAUGGCAGAAAUGAUGUACACCUGAUAGCAAGAAGCUAAGUAAUAUGCUUUAAACCAAUGAAGGGUUGUCAGAGAGAUUUAGUUAAUGGCAGACCUUGCGGCCACGUUAUGUGAGAAGACAUCUCCUUCUGCUCACUGUGCUUGCAAUAAAAACUUUUCUUGGCA